AAAAAAAAUGGCCCAGGGAGUUCAAUUUGGGGAUUUUGUCAGUUGGUGUGAUGGUGCAGUGAAGAUUUUGAAGCUUGAAUUUUCUUUGAUGUAGGCAUUUCUGUAUGGCCCAAACUGAAGGGUUUGUGUCUCUCAGGCACACACAACAUAGAGGAAACACUCCUAGAUCUCUUGUACUAGCUGAUGUAGUUCCCUGCAGAUAGCACUUGUGUUUCAAAUCUCAUUUUAAGAUGCUUAAAUUUCCUCAUAUGGUAUAUAUGGUACUUAAAUGUCUAACUUACAGGCUUUAGGUAUCACAAUAAAUAAAUCAAUCUCCCUGGUAGUGUCUUAAUUAGUGCAGGAAUAUGCCAGAAUUCGGAGGUGCUUGCUCCUGCCUUCAUCACAGAGUUGUCUUCUUUCUUCUGCCUGUGGGGUCCCACGGGGUGAAAACAGUGCUGAGGCCAUCUCAGACCAGGUUUCUACCUUAAAUAAGCAAGGAAGCGGGGCUGUGCAGGCAUGAAUUUGUUUGCACUUGACACACUGUAGGUGCAGUCUUAUUGAGGGAGGUCCUCAGUUUCCACAAUAGAUAACUUUCCAUUUGCUCACAGAGCUUGUAGCUGGAGAAUACCAGUUUUUUUCUCAAACUUGCAGUCUUAAAUUACUGUUGAAACGAUUUUAAAAACCAAGACUAGCUUAGAGCUAUGUAGAUGUUAAUACUAUAAAAUAAUGAUAACAUAAAAUAAUUCUCUACUCACUAGAAUAUUUAUUUUUAAAAAAUCACAGCCUAAAAUUCUUCGUUUGAAAAACCUGUGAAAUUUCUCAAAUAAUUUAUCCUUACUCCAGUGAAAUACCAUUAAAUUACAAGGGAAAAAGGUAUUAAUUUGUAGAAGAUACAAAAGCAUCUAAAGUGUGUUUUUAUUCCAGAGAAGAAGGAGGGAAAAAAAAGAAAAUUGGUGGGUACUGUUUUGUGUGCAAUUCCCAAGUAUAUUUUAAAAACAACAUUGAAUUUUUAUAGCCAAAUUAUAUUUUCUGCUAACGGGGAGCUGGGGAGGGAUGAAUAAGAGAAUGAUUGACAAAUCUUUUAGGGCCUGAUUUUACAAGAUGCUGCGCACCUCCUGAUUGCUGCCAAUCACUUUCAUUUUCUUUCAGUCGAUCCGAGAACAUAUGGCAUUAUUCAGAUGGUGCUGAGCACCUUCAAUCACAGUCCUCAUAAUACCACAACAUCCUCAUUCUGUGCAAAUGUGAGAAUUGCUGUUGACAUUUUAAAUUGGAGGGUUAUUUGGUCUUUGUCUGGACAAACUCCCAGCUGACACAAAUGAAUGUUCUGCCUGAAGAAGGAUUGCAACAGUAAACAAUAAAUAAUCAAUUGUAAAAGCACUACUGUAUUUAUACAAACUAUGUGGAAUAUCAACUUGAUUUAUAAAAUUCCAUACCUCUUCCACUUUUAUUGGAUGGGGAAAAAGCACCAUUCUUGUGGAGAAUUGAAGUUUAGUUUACUCUCAGUGCAAAUUUUGAAAAGUGGAAACUGUGGGUGUUAUGUGCACAAAGCAGUUGAUUUAAAGAGAUCAGAAAGGCAUUUAAUUUAAAAAUAAAAUUUAAAAAAUCAAUUUCAACAUACUGAUUUGUCCUGCAUUACAGUUACCUGUAGAGAUCCUCUAGUCAUGUCUAUCUGUUUUUGAUGCCUCUACAGAAUAACUGUCCAGCAUCCUCUGCCCAACCAAUCAGAAUGUAGGAAAAUCUACCGAUAUGACGGAAUCUACUGUGAAUCUACCUACCAGAAGUAUGUUGAAAUCUGUUUUACAAGCUUUGAGGAAGGAAAAGUCCCGAGAUGCUGCUCGCUCUCGCCGGGGAAAGGAGAAUUUUGAGUUCUAUGAGUUGGCAAAGUUGUUGCCACUGCCUGCAGCCAUUACCAGCCAGCUUGACAAGGCAUCCAUCAUCCGACUUACAAUUAGCUAUCUGAAAAUGAGGGACUUUGCUAAUCAAGGUGAUCCUCCAUGGAACUUGAGGAUGGAAGGACCUCCACCUAAUACAUCAGUUAAAGUUAUAGGUGCCCAGCGCAGGAGAAGUCCCAGUGCCCUUGCCAUUGAAGUAUUUGAAUCACAUUUGGGAAGUCAUAUAUUACAGUCCCUGGAUGGAUUUGUAUUUGCACUAAAUCAAGAAGGAAAAUUUUUGUACAUUUCAGAAACUGUCUCCAUCUAUUUAGGCCUGUCCCAAGUGGAACUGACAGGCAGCAGUGUGUUUGACUACGUCCACCCAGGAGACCAUGUGGAGAUGGCAGAGCAGCUGGGCAUGAAGCUUCCCCCGGGGCGAGGCCUUCUCUCGCAGGGUACAGCCGAGGAUGGAGCCAGCUCAGCAUCCUCAUCUUCCCAGUCCGAGACCCCUGAGCCAGUGGAAUCUACAAACCCCAGUUUGCUAACCACUGACAACACUCUAGAGCGCUCUUUUUUCAUCCGAAUGAAAUCUACACUGACCAAGCGAGGAGUGCACAUCAAAUCAUCAGGAUACAAGGUGAUUCAUAUAACAGGCCGGUUACGUCUGAGAGUGUCGCUGUCACACGGACGGACAGUGCCCAGCCAAAUCAUGGGACUUGUUGUUGUUGCUCAUGCUUUGCCACCUCCUACAAUUAAUGAAGUCAGGAUUGACUGCCACAUGUUUGUCACUCGUGUGAAUAUGGACCUCAAUAUCAUUUACUGUGAAAAUAGGAUUAGUGAUUACAUGGAUCUGACCCCUGUAGAUAUUGUAGGAAAGAGAUGUUACCACUUCAUUCAUGCUGAAGAUGUGGAAGGCAUAAGACAUAGUCACUUAGACUUGCUGAAUAAGGGUCAGUGUGUAACAAAGUAUUACCGCUGGAUGCAGAAGAACGGAGGUUAUAUCUGGAUACAAUCUAGUGCAACCAUAGCUGUCAACGCCAAGAACGCAAGUGAGAAGAAUAUCAUUUGGGUCAAUUACCUCCUUAGUAACCCAGAAUACAAGGACACUCCAAUGGAUAUUGCACAACUUCCUCACCUACCAGAGAAAACCUCAGAAUCCUCAGAGACCUCUGACUCUGAAUCGGACUCAAAGGACAACUCAGAGGACAAUGAGAACUCAAAGUCAGAUGAGAAAGGAAACCAGUCAGAAAACAGUGAAGACCCUGAAUCUGACAGGAAAAAGUCAGGAAAUCAGUCAGAUAAUGAAAUGAACUGUAAUGAGGAUGGGAACAGCUCCAGCAACCAGGACAGCAGGGACAGUGAUGACAGCUUUGAAAACUCAGACUUCGAGAAUCAGAAGGCUCCUGAGGACAGUUUUGGCACUCUUGGCUCUAUGCAGAUCAAGGUGGAGCGUUAUGUUGAGAGUGAGUCAGACUUGCGGUUGCAGAACUGUGAAUCACUGACCUCUGACAGUGCCAAGGACUCAGACAGUGCAGGUGAAGUAAAUGCCCAGUCUUCCAGCAAACAUCAGAAGAGGAAGAAGAGGAGAAAAAAGCAAAAGGGAGGCAGCAUGACCCGGAGAAGGCUGUCAAGCACCUCAAGUCCAAAUGGACUUGACUCAGCUUUGGUGGACCAGCCCCAGCUGCUCUCGUCACCAAACAGUGCCUCAGUGCUCAAAAUUAAAACAGAAAUCUCAGAACCUAUCAAUUUUGAUAAUGAUAGCAGUAUUUGGAAUUACCCACCCAACAGGGAAAUCUCAAGGAAUGAAUCACCCUACAGUAUGACCAAGCCCCCCAGCUCCGAGCACUUCCCUUCCCCCCAAGCCAGCAGUAGUUUACAUGUCUCCAUUCCAGACUCUGUUCUCACGCCUCCAGGGACUGAAAAUACUGCCAGCCGUAAAACUCAGUUCAGCACCUCAUCCAACUCGGCCUUGGCUCCAGUGUCCUCUGACCCUUUGUCACCUCCACUUUCAGCAUCUCCAAGGGACAAACAUCCAGGAGGUCCCACAGCGUCCAACUCUUUGUUGUACACUGGGGAUCUGGAAGCCCUUCAGAGGUUACAAGCAGGCAAUGUGGUGCUUCCUUUGGUUCACAGGGUAACAGGAACCCUUGCUGCGACCAGCACUGCUGCUCAGAGGGUCUACACCACUGGCACUAUUCGCUAUGCUCCAGCUGAAGUUACUUUAGCCAUGCAGGGCAACCUCCUCCCCAACACCCACGCUGUUAACUUUGUUGAUGUUAACAGCCCCAGCUUUGGGCUGGAUCCUAAAACGCCGAUGGAAAUGCUCUACCACCAUGUUCACCGACUCAAUAUGUCGGGACCGUUUGGAAGUGCUGUGAGCGGGGCCAGUCUGACCCAAAUGCCUGCAGGGAAUGUGUUCACGACUGCCGAAGGACUUUUUUCCACUCUUCCAUUUCCUGUGUACAGCAAUGGCAUUCACACUACACAGACUCUGGAACGGAAGGAGGAUUGAAAUAUGACCACAUACUGUGUUCAGUGUUACACUCUGAGGCAUAGACUAUGUUUUAAUUUAGACCUUUAAUUCUAGCACUUUGAAUUUGAGCAGGUCAGCUUAUUAUCUCAAUAUGAUGGUCCCCAUUUCAUUCCCUUUCUCUUUAACUUGACUUAUUCUUUAAUGUAAAGAUAUUUUUUUAUUUUUGCCUUCAGAGAGUCGAAGUACCAGUUGCCUGCCAUUUUGUCUUCUUCUAAGAUGUGUGUUUUUUCCUUUGCAUCUUUAUUAAGAUGCCUUUAAUAUGUGUAUGCCUCUGCCAUAGAAUACUCAGUGUUGUGGUAAAGAGAUUUUAAAGUGACAACCAUUGGUUUUACUUCAAAAUGAUCUUGAUAUGAUCAAGAUUAAAAGAGACAAGCAUAAACAAUGUGCCCUGUUUGACUAAGUCAAAUGAAAAGGGGGUUUUGUUCCUAAUUCCUUUAAAAUAGGGGAUAGUAUUUUAGAAUUUUAUGCAGAGUUUAAUUCUCUUUUUAUGGUUAAGAUUUUCUUACUUGCACAUAAAAUAAUUUGGGUUCUUAAAAAGUUAAUUUCUGGCCUGUGACUAGAAUGUUAAAAAGUUGGACUAAAUGUUAAUUACAGAAACUUUAACUUAAUUUCUAAAACCAUGGUGCUAUCAUUUAUUAAUCUGUAAUGUCUUCAUACAAUAUGCAGCUUGUGGGCUGGGUUUUUUGGAAAGAAUGUGUUCCGUACUGGUUUAUAGUGGGGUGCUGCAGUCUCCUUGGUUAGUUAAGACAAAAGCCCUCAUUAACAUUUGCUGCAGGACUUAAAAUUUGUUACCUCCAAACUAACAAGCAUAGCCUCACAUCAAAUUUAAAUGGGUCAGGAAGCCUUUUUCAAAAAGAGCUUAAAAACAAAAAACUCAAUUUAAUUGACGCGAGGAGCAGUUUCUUAGGUGCAUAUUGUUUUGCUUUAUUUUUUUCUCAGUGUAACUGAGGCUAAUUUUACAACAUCAAAUAACACUUCAGAGUAAAAAAAAAAACAGAAGAACUAUUUAACAUGUUUUAUUUUGUUUUUCAUUUAAUAUUAUAGAGGGAAGGUUGUAAAUUUCUUUUUGUUCUUUGAUUUGGGUAUUUUUUGUUGUUUUCUUUUUCCUUAUUUCUAGUGUUGAAACCAAUAUGUUUUAAAACUAAAGGAUGGGUUAAUAAGCUUGAAAUAGAUAACUACAACUGAAAACUGCACAUUAAGUAAAAGAAAAGAAAUCUCCUAUUUUGUCUUUGUUGCCAGAAAUCACAGUGUAGUGUCAAACACUCCAAAUGACUGUCAAAUAUAAAUUCUUCUUCCACUCCAUCUUUGGCAGCUGUUUGUUAAGGCAUCUAAUAACAGAUGUGAGAACUGUAAUGUGUACAAUGUGUAAGUGUCCUUGGCUGUCAGUCCCAUUGCAGUUUCAAUGUGUGUUACUAUAUGCAGUAUAUACUAAGCUAAUGUAGUUGUUUUGUCCUUUGUCUUCUCUGUGCUUUAUCUCUAGUCCGGAGUGGUAAAGUCCCAUUCCUGCAGUCCUAGUGAACCAGUGAUUCUUGGGGGUUAGUGGUUUUUGUGUGGUGGCCUUCCUCUGUAAUGUCACCUUAUGCUGCUUCCACUGUCUGUAUACCUUUUAAUUUCUGCUGUUGCUUUGCUGUUGUGUAUUCUCAAACCUCUCUGUCCCCCUUCCUUUCUCCCCUCCUCCUCCACACGUUUCCCGUCUCUCUUUCUCUCGCUCUCUCGUUCUCUCUUCUUCACUCUCAGAGAUAAAAGACUCUUAACUAGCUCAAGGUUAAUGGAGCCAUUUUUUCCCACAGAGGAAUUCUGGGUAUGACUUACUCUUCCAGUGUACCCCACAAUGCACUACAGAGUAAUGCUCAGAUAUAUUAAGCAAAUUGACGCCAUAUAGCCUCAGUUGUUAACAUUCCCAGAGUCCUUGUGCUCGAACUGUAAGCAGAGGGUGCAUUUCUUUGGUUUUCUCCUAGGUAGGCUGGCAGAGCAAUAUGUAGAGCAAUUACCAGUGAGAUAGGAAAUUCUUUCAAAGGUCAACUGGCAUUGUUUAAAAAGGAAACCGAGCUUAGAAUUGUCAUAUAUAUUCGCUUACGUGUGCAAUGCUAAUGUAUUAACUCAACUGUCCUUCGAAUUUUUGAUCACUCACUGCAUUGAGUCAAUUUCUCCGGUAGCUUUGAAUUUGAGAAGCAGGUCCAAGCCACAGAGGAGUGAUAGCAAAAAAGGAAUUGGACGCUAGAAAUUUAAUUAAUGAGCUUUUAAAGGUUCCAUGGGAAGGAUUUAUGUAGGUCUGAAAAAGGCGAGAAAGCUGAUUGGGAAAUUCAAAGUUUAAUUUUGGAAACUCUGCUCUAGCUAUGGAACAAUCAAAGGACUGCACCUAUCAGCUACAAAAAACAGCUAGACAGCUGUUGUUGUUUUGGGUUUUUUUUAUAAAUGUUUCUGUGUUGUGUCAAAAUGAUUUCUGGUGAUUUAAACUAACAGAUAAUCACAGCUGCUGUCUAAAUCCAUAGUGUUUAAAAUUACAAAAUGAAAAAAAAACUUCAUUACCUGUGAAGACUGUGUCUGUGUUUUUAACUAUUUCUUGUACAAAUAUAUGAAAUCUUUUAUGAGGAGACUGGUGCCAAGUAGCUGAAUAAUGGGGAAAGGGAUUCUGUUCGUAUAAAUCUUAGCAGUGUUACCAACUCUACAAUAUAAAAAAUUAAAAUGUUAAAAAGUGACAGCUAUGGUACAUUUAUUUUGUGUUAAGCUAACCGAAUCUAACUUCUUGAGUGCCUGGCUUAUUUGAAACAUUUUUUUCAUUGAUCAUUGAUAAUGCUGCAAAUCAGAAAUGUACAUACUUCAUUUACAACAGGGUUCUUUUUAUACUUUUGUAGAUUCUCAUACAUGUCAUACAUGGUUGUCUUUAUGUAACUUAAUUUUUUUUCAUCCCGCAGGUGCCAUUUUCAUAAUAAACUUCUCUUGGAUUUGUUACUAUCUGGCAUCAUUUCUUUUACAUAUAACCAUCCUGACUAAUGAAUGCUGGUAGUAUUUGUUUGAGCAGGUAUUUUUUAAUCAUUUUAUAAAAAAAAGAAAAAAAAGAAAAAAAAGAAAAUAACUAAAAUACAAUAAAAAAAUAAAAACGAAAGAGGAAAAAGCAAGAUUUUGUUAACACUUGUGAAAUGAAGAAAGGAAGCUAUCAAGAUGUAGGUUAAGAAUGCUAAUCCAAAUACUACAACAAACUUGCCACCAUUCUAAAUUCUCAGCUACCCCAACUCAUUGUCAUAUUGAGCAUUUUUAUGCACAUUAUCAAAGCUGAAUAAUGAACCUGCAACAUUAACCACUAUAGAAAGUGUGCAUUUUUUCCUUGAUUAAUGCACACUGGAAGAGGUCAGCUUUUGUACAUUAAUCAUUUAAAAUGCACUUUAUAUUUUCAUUUUUGUACUCUACAAUGUUACAGUGAAACUCUUCAGUCACAUUAUAUCCUACCUAGGCUGCUGAUUCUUUUAAAUGUGUACUUUCUUUCCCCAGAGUGGCGACCUGUAAGUAGAUGGUGUCA
Camarhynchus parvulus is the source of this 7900-nucleotide messenger RNA. It is a transcript of the gene NPAS3, whose product is annotated as neuronal PAS domain protein 3. Lineage: Eukaryota; Metazoa; Chordata; Aves; Passeriformes; Thraupidae. The transcript is spliced from 11 exons. The record is from RefSeq and is a predicted model, not a curated record. Gene Ontology annotation, biological process: regulation of transcription by RNA polymerase II. Gene Ontology annotation, molecular function: DNA-binding transcription factor activity, RNA polymerase II-specific; protein dimerization activity; RNA polymerase II transcription regulatory region sequence-specific DNA binding. Bases 1726 to 4362 code for a protein of 878 amino acids.